Messenger RNA from Saccostrea cuccullata (small rock oyster), 2446 nucleotides. RefSeq names its product dipeptidyl peptidase 3-like. The record is from RefSeq and is a predicted model, not a curated record. The transcript is spliced from 18 exons. Gene Ontology annotation, cellular component: cytoplasm. NCBI's taxonomy places the organism in Eukaryota, Metazoa, Mollusca, Bivalvia, Ostreida, Ostreidae. Gene Ontology annotation, molecular function: dipeptidyl-peptidase activity; metalloexopeptidase activity. The coding region runs from base 9 to 2186 and encodes 725 amino acids. Gene Ontology annotation, biological process: proteolysis.
CCAGAAGAAUGACAGAUGUGUCUUUGUAUGUGUUGCCUUUGGAGACAAAAGUAGCUCUUUUGGACUGUCAGACAGCCUUCAAUGGCCUAACCAGUCAAGAGAAGUUGUACGCACAUUACAUCUCCCAGGCCUCCUGGUGUGGUGGACUUAUCUGCUUUAUUCAGACCUCUCCUGAGUCCCCAGGGAUAUUCCUACUCUUUCACAAACUAUUCAGAGGUCAAAGUGUAGAGGAACUUCAGUCAGCAGCAGAGGCACAAGGGGUCACCCAAGAGGAGUUCCAGGCAUUUCUAAUUUAUGCAGCUGGGUUUUUGUCCAAUGCAGGGAACUAUAAAUCAUUUGGUGACAGCAAAAUUAUCCCAAACCUUCCAAAGGAGAAAUUUGAGAAGAUUUUGAUGAGCAGCAAAGUAGCCUCGGAAAUCUCGGGGUUGUGGCAAGAAGUGUCAGAGAGAAUGUACUCACUGGAGGACAGACUCAGAGAGCUAGGCUUAGGAAAGAAGGGCAUCACCACCUAUUUCUCCAGUAACUGUGAUAUAGAGGAUGCUAAAGUAGCCCAGGAAUUCAUGAGUGCCAAGGAUAUCAGUCCCUAUAAUACCAGGUUGUUUAAAACAAAGGAGGGAGACAAAGUCUGCUAUGAAGUGAGAUUAGCCAGCUCUUCUAGUGCAGAAGGUGAUGUACCAGGUUGUGGGUCUAUACUGGGGUCACAUGACUUCACACCCAAAGAAACUGGAAAACCCUGUGUCUUUAAGGUCACCAGGGGAGACUACUCUGAUCUGAUGUCCUUAGUUGGGGAAAAUCUCACCAAAGCUGAGAAAUAUGCUGCCAAUGAGACGGAGAAAAAGAUGUUGAAUGCCUACAUCCAAUCCUUCAGCACAGGUUCUAUACCUGAACACAAACAGGGCUCUCGACACUGGAUCAAAAACAAGGGACCAAUUGUGGAAACGUACAUUGGAUUCAUUGAGUCAUACAGAGACCCAUUUGGAGUACGUGGUGAAUUUGAAGGUUUUGUGGCUGUGGUAAACAAGGAGAUGAGUGCAAAGUUCACAGAGCUGGUCAAUCAAGCGGAACACCUCCUGCCACUUCUACCAUGGCCUGCAGCGUUUGAGAAAGAUAAGUUCCUGCGUCCGGACUUCACUUCCCUGGAUGUCCUGACAUUUGCUGGGUCUGGAAUUCCUGCUGGAAUCAACAUUCCUAACUAUGAUGACAUCAGACAAGAUGAAGGCUUUAAGAAUGUCUCCCUCGGUAAUGUACUCAUUGCUGGGUAUAAAGAAGACAAAGUCAGCUUCCUGGAUGAGACAGACAAGGAGCUGUUUGUGAAGUUAAAAAUCCAGGCAUUUGAGGUACAGGUCGGUCUCCAUGAGCUACUGGGACAUGGCAGUGGAAAGCUGUUCAUCAAGAACGAGGAUGGAACCUACAAUUUUGACCAAGAAUCUGUUGUAAAUCCAGAAACAAACCAAAAGAUUACAGAGUGUUACAAGGAAAAUGAGACCUGGGACAGCAGAUUUUCCACCAUAUCUUCUUCCUAUGAAGAAUGUCGAGCAGAGUGUGUCGGAAUCUAUCUAUGUCUCAGUACAGAUGCACUUAGGAUAUUUGGUUUUACAGAUGAAACAGCAGAUGACAUAAUUUAUGUCAAUUGGUUAAUUAUGGCUAGAGCUGGUUUGCUUGCUCUGGAAUUUUACUCACCUGAGACCAGAGCAUGGAGACAGGCACACAUGCAGGCCAGGUUUUGUAUCCUGAGGGUGAUGCUGGAAGCAGGUCAAGGUCUUGUGACUAUCACCAAGACAACUGGGGAUGAUGGGAAAGAAGACAUUCUACUGAAAUUAGACAGGUCAAAGAUUAUAGGUGUGGGCAAGCCUGCCAUUGGAAAGUUUUUGAAAAAAUUGCAGGUCUACAAAACUGUUGGAGAUGUAGAAUCAGGAAAGAAGAUGUAUGACUACUACUCAGAUGUUCACGAUCGAGAUGAACCCCACUUUCUGAGUCUUCGCAGUAUUGUUCUGGAUAGAAAACAGCCAAGAAGGAUGUUUGUUCAACACAACACUUUUGUACAAGGUGAGAAUGUUGAGUUGAAGAACUAUGACUCUACUGCUGUCGGCCUUAUCCAGUCCUGGGUCGACCGAUUCCCGGAAGCUGAUCUCGCAGACAAAAUGACGAAGUUAUGGGAAAAAGAAAAACCAUUCUUUACAGAAUAAACUGUGGUGGCAGCAGAAUACGAAAAUUAAUUGUGAAAAAUUCUAUGAAAUUAAAAAAGAAACUGUUUGUUUUUGAUAUACUCAUAUUUGGAAACCAGUAAAGCAGAAACAGAAAGACACUAGCUUGAUUCAAAUUUUGUGGAAUUUUGAAUACCGGUAAUUGUCACUGAAAUCAUGUACAAAUGUAAUUAAUAAUGCAUACAGAUUAUAUGAAUCAUCAUUCAUGAAACAUAACAAGAAAUAUAUCAAUCUCACGAUGA